Messenger RNA from Pararge aegeria (speckled wood butterfly), 716 nucleotides. RefSeq lists its product as uncharacterized. The record is from RefSeq and is a predicted model, not a curated record. NCBI's taxonomy places the organism in Eukaryota, Metazoa, Arthropoda, Insecta, Lepidoptera, Nymphalidae. The transcript has 5 exons. Bases 36 to 701 code for a protein of 221 amino acids.
AUCCUGUCUUGGUGGCUCGUUCAUCCUUAGAUUGGAUGCCAAGCAGAGUCAAUUCCCUUUACUCCGAUGUAGGCGCUUGGAGUGGAAAGUUUAGACCAGUGAUGGAUGAAAUAGAAUCUGAUGAAGCCCUUAGAUUCUAUCAGUUUUUAAAUUAUUUAGACGGAGGAAGUUUUGGAACUGGUCCGAUAGACGAAUUUGUAGACGCAAUGAAUAGACUGGCUACAUACAUGAAGCAACAAAACAGUCGUGAAACACAAGUGAGGGGUAUGCGAGAAUUAGAAGCGAUAAACGGGGAGAAAGGCAAUAGUAUUAAAACUGUGUUAGAAGUCAGCACAGUUAUUAUGAGAAAAAAGCGCAAGUUCUUCUGUACCGGCGAAGUUAAAGAACCGAUUGUCAAUAACAAAAUAAUAUGCAAGGAUAGAAUAUUGCUUCCGAUCGCGGGUACAUCUUGUAGGGAUGCUAUAAUGUAUUGGCAUCCGAGUUUGACUGAAGAGCAUUACUGCGUUGGCGCAUUAGAGUCUAGAAGUCCAGUUCACAUUAUGGAUAUUGAAGGGGAAAUGUUUUGCAAAGGAGACGAUUAUUCGAAGCGCGAAUAUUUAUUGGCAUGUGACUUUUACGAGGACCAAGAGGCUCCAGUGGCCGAUUUACUGCAGUAUUAUCCCGAUCCCGAUCCAGAAAUAUCACCUAAGCUAUUUAAAUAAUGAAAAUAUUUUACC